CCCGGACUUUUUCCUGGAACAAAUUUCCGGGGUAGAGCAUACGGUACCAGGAUGGUAAAGGCGGGUUUUGCGGAGAGCUCGGCAUGGUUUGCAUGUGAUUAUCCCGCACCGCUAACGAAAGCGGCCCUUUAUGGAGACACACCCGCGCCCGCUCAUGAAGGGGGGGAGUAGUUAGUUUUGCUUGAUCGCAAAAGCUGUUUCGUGUGUUUUUUCUUUCUCUUUUCCUCUCUCUCUUCUUCAUUCCCAUCACCUAUCCUGGACUAUUUGAGAGUUCACCACACACACACACACACACACACACACACAACAACCGCCACAAUGUCCAAGACCUUCACCCAAGCCGACGUUGCGUCGCAUAAGACGACUGAUUCCUUGUGGAUCACCAUCGACGGCGAUGUUUAUGACCUGACCAAGUUCCAGGAUGACCAUCCAGGGCGGUAAGAAGAUCCUCCAGAGAGUUGCCGGCAAGGACGCCUCGAAGCAGUUCUGGAAGUAUCACAAUGAGGGUAUUCUCAAGAAGUAUCAGAAGCUCCAGAUUGGCUCGUUAGAUACCAAGCCCAAGAAGGAGGCACCCCCUGCUCCCGCGCCCAAGAAGGAGGCCCCUAAGCCUAAGCCUGCUGCUGCUGCUGCUGCUUCUGCCCCUGCUGGGGAGGCUGAGGCUCUUGAGCCGUUUGGAGAGCAGAUUCCUUUUGGUGAUCCUGCGUGGUACCAGGGCCACCACUCCCCCUACUUCAACGAGACCCACGCCGCCCUCCGCGCCGAAGUCCGCGAGUGGGUAGAGACCGAAGUCGAGCCCUACGUCACCGAAUGGGACGAGAAGAAGGAGGUCCCCGCCCACAUCUACAAGCAGAUGGGCGAGCGCGGCUACCUCGCCGGUCUCCUCGGUACCCACUACCAAAAGGACUACGUCAAGAACCCCAUCAAGUCGGUCCCCGCCGAGAAGUGGGAUCUCUUCCACGAAAUGCUCCUCACCGACGAGCUCUCCCGCGUUGGGUCCGGUGGCUUCGUCUGGAACGUUAUUGGUGGCUUCGGCAUCGGCUGCCCCCCCUUGGUCAAGUUCGGCAAGAAGUCUGUCGUCGACCGUGUCCUCCCUGGCAUCCUCAACGGCGACAAGCGCAUCUGCUUGGCCAUCACCGAGCCCGACGCCGGUUCUGACGUCGCCAACCUCACCUGCGAGGCUAAGCUCUCCGAGGAUGGCAAGCAUUAUAUCGUCAACGGCGAGAAGAAGUGGAUCACCAACGGUAUCUGGUGCGACUACUUCACCGUCGCCGUCCGCACCGGCGGCCCCGGCAUGAACGGUGUUUCCCUCCUGCUCGUCGAGCGUGACUUCGGCGGUGUCUCCACCCGCAGGAUGGACUGCCAGGGCGUCUGGUCUUCGGGCACGACCUACAUCACGUUCGAGGACGUCAAGGUCCCCGUCGAGAACCUCAUCGGCAAGGAGAACCAGGGCUUCCGCGUCAUCAUGACCAACUUCAACCACGAGCGCAUCGGCAUCAUCAUCCAGUGCCUCCGCUUCUCCCGCGUCUGCUACGAGGAGUCGGUCAAGUACGCCAACAAGAGGAGGACGUUUGGCAAGAAGCUGAUUGAGCACCCCGUCAUCCGGCUCAAGCUGGCGCACAUGGCAAGGCAGAUCGAGGCGUCGUACAACUGGUUGGAGAAUGUGAUUUACCAGUGUGAGAAGAUGGGCGAUACCGAGGCUAUGCUUCGUCUCGGCGGCCCCAUUGCCGGUCUCAAGGCUCAGGCUACCGUCACGUUUGAGUUCUGCGCCCGUGAGGCGUCGCAGAUUUUCGGCGGCUUGUCCUACUCUCGCGGUGGGCAGGGUGGAAAGGUCGAGAGGCUGUACCGUGAUGUGAGGGCUUAUGCUAUCCCUGGCGGUUCCGAGGAGAUUAUGCUUGACCUCAGCAUCAGGCAAAGUAUGAGGGUUGCCAAGAUGUUGGGUAUGAAGCUUUAGGGGAGGGUUGUUGUACAAAAGAUGGGUCCUGUAAGAAUGGUGUACCAGUAUGGGUGGUCGGCGGUAGACGGCAUCGUUUCAUAUUUCUCUCUCUUUUGGUUUUUCAUCAUCUGUUCUUAGCAUGAUAUCAACAACAGAUUUGUUUUUUUUUUUUCUAUUUUUCGGUUAUAAGAAUGGCAUUUGGAUAGGAUGUUCUGGUGGUGGAGCUGUCAUGGGGUGUAGCGGGAGCAUAGAAAUAUAUCUGAUCAACAUUAAACUUGUCUUCAACUUGCUCGCUGUUGUAUA
Molecule: messenger RNA, 2236 nt
Organism: Podospora pseudocomata
Lineage: Eukaryota; Fungi; Ascomycota; Sordariomycetes; Sordariales; Podosporaceae
Exons: 4
Coding region: 422-1951 (509 amino acids)
Biological process (GO): fatty acid beta-oxidation using acyl-CoA dehydrogenase
Cellular component (GO): cytoplasm
Molecular function (GO): flavin adenine dinucleotide binding; acyl-CoA dehydrogenase activity
Source: RefSeq, a predicted model, not a curated record